Mugil cephalus (flathead mullet) is the source of this 2879-nucleotide messenger RNA. It is a transcript of the gene steap2, whose product is annotated as STEAP family member 2, metalloreductase. The record is from RefSeq and is a predicted model, not a curated record. Gene Ontology annotation, cellular component: endosome; plasma membrane. Gene Ontology annotation, molecular function: cupric reductase (NADH) activity; ferric-chelate reductase (NADPH) activity. The transcript has 6 exons. Lineage: Eukaryota; Metazoa; Chordata; Actinopteri; Mugiliformes; Mugilidae. Gene Ontology annotation, biological process: copper ion import. Bases 291 to 1847 code for a protein of 518 amino acids.
CCUCCACCCCCUCCCCCGAGCAUCCCCGUCUGCCCCCCUAGCAACACCUCAGAUCCAGCCUUGCGUCCUGUCCCCCUCCAACAUGCGGAACAUCCUCCAAACCGUGUUGCGUUUAAGGGUUUAGGAUGUGUGGAGGGUUUUACAUUCUUAUUGGAGCCAGACAAAAAAACUCAACCUCUGCUUUUUUACAUCUCUAGGUUCUUUCAGCUCAUUGCUGGGUAAUACCCUCUCUCUCAGACAGAUAAGACUGAAGUCUUCAGAAAGAGUAAACCAGAGAAGCUGCUGUGGUGAUGGACUCUGUCUCCAGAGCUUGUGACAGGAGGAGUCCUCUGUUCCUCACCGCCUCCUCCUCCUCCGACCCCCUCCAUCACGCCCACGUGUCAUUGCUUCCCAGCAGCAUGAAGAAGAACAGGGCUGCAGGUCCGGGAUCGUCCUGCUCCCCUGUCCCGCCCACAGUGGCCAUCCUGGGUUCAGGAGACUUCUCCAAGUGUCUGACCAUGCGCCUGCUGCGCUGCGGCUUCCAUGUGGUGGUGGGCAGCCGCUACCCCAAACUAGCAGCCCACUCAUUUCCUCAUGUGGUAGACGUGACCCACCAUGAGGACGCCGUGGGGAAGGCCGACAUCGUGUUCCUGGCUAUCCGCCGCGAGCACUACUCCUUCCUGUGGGACCUCAAGCAUCUACUGGAAGGGAAGAUCCUGGUGGAUGUUAGUAACAACAGGAGGGUGAAUCAGUAUCCAGAGUCUAACGCCGAGUACCUGGCUUCACUGCUCCCAGAAUCCUUUGUGGUCAAAGGCUUCAAUGUGAUCUCAGCCUGGGCCAUGCAGCAGAGCUGGCCCAAAGACGCCAGCACUCAGGUCUUCAUCUGCAGCAACUCGGUGGAAGCACGCCAGCAGAUUAUGGAGUUAGCUCGACAGAUCCACUUCCAGCCGGUGGACAUGGGCGACCUGUCUUCGUCCCGGGACAUCGAGAAUGUGCCCAUCCUGUUGUUCCCCGGCUGGAAAGGGCCCGUCCUCGCCACCGUGGCCCUCUCCAUCUUCUUCUUUGCUUACUCUUUUGUCCGGGACAUAAUCCACCCGUAUGUGAAGUAUAAGCAGAGUGACUUCUACAAGAUCCCUGUAGAGAUCGUCAAUCGGACGCUGCCUACUGUGUCCAUCUCCCUCCUGGCCCUGGUGUACCUGGCGGGACAGCUGGCCGCGGUCCACCAGCUCUACUAUGGCACCAAGUACAGGCGCUUCCCACUCUGGCUGGAGGGCUGGCUCCACAGCCGCAAGCAGCUGGGCCUCCUCAGCCUCUUCCUGGCGGCCGUCCACGCUCUCUACAGCGUCUGUCUGCCCCUCAGACGCUCCGAGAGGUACCUGCUGCUCAACAGCGCCUACCAGCAGGUCCACGCUAACGUGGAGAGUGGCUGGAAUGAGGAGGAGGUCUGGAGGGGGGAGAUGUACAUUUCCUUUGGGAUCAUGAGCUUCGGCCUCAUGUCCCUCCUCGGAAUCACCUCCAUCCCCUCGGUCCACAGCGCCCUCAACUGGAGGGAGUUCAGCUUCAUACAGUCCACUCUGGGCUACAUCGCUCUCCUCAUAGCUACCGUCCACGUCCUGCUGUUUGGCUGGAGACGAGCCUUUGAGGGGGCGUCCUACCGUUUCUACCUGCCCCCCAGCUUCGUGGUGGCCCUGGCCCUGCCUGUGUGCGUCCUCCUGGGGAAGGCACUGAUGCUCCUCCCCUGCGUGUCCUCCAGGCUCCACCGGAUCCGGAGGGGCCUGGACAGCGGCCGGGACCAGAACCAGAGGCAGCGUCUGGAGCCGGUGGGCUCGGCUGCCCACGUCUCCCCCGAGAGAGUCACCAUCAUGUGAGGACGGGAGGCUGUUCCCACGGAAACGGACAAGGCUGUAGUAGCUUCUCCUCCUUCCAGUGACCUCCGACCCUGUGUGUCCCGCUCAUAAAUUAAUGUUUCAGCAGGACGUCGUGUUUCCAUCUUCCUUCUUAUUUCUGCUGGUCAGGGUUCAGAUGACUCCGGCUGUAGGAGCCGUCAAUGUAAGUCUUGAAUGUCUGUCUUGUAUGUUUGUACAUGCAAGGAAUUUUACUUGGUGUUUGUUGCAUAAAAAAAUAAACAAAAUAAAAUAACAUCCUAAACAUAUACACGCAAAAUAUAUACACUAUAUAGAGUCUGGAGACGAUCACCUCCACUGCAGAGAGAAUGAUGCCUUACAGUCUGGACCUGGACCUCAGCGGAGGCUGCAGCACCAGGUGGUGAUGGAGUUGGUGAGGAUGGACUCAAUGAUGGAGGUGUAUCAGUGUUGGCAGUUUGAAUUUCUCCAGCUGCUGCAGGAAGUUCAUCCUCUGCUGUACUUUCUUGAUGAGGGCUCUGAUGUUCAGCUCCAUCUGAGGUCCUGGGAGAUGAUGGAGACCAGGUACCAGAAGGACUCCACGGUGUUGACUGUAGGCUCACACAGGGUGAUGGGGAGGAGUGGGGCUGUGUUCUUCCUGUAGUCCACUAUCAUCUCCAGGUUGUUACGGCUGCACCAAGUCACCAGGUGGUCUCUCUCCAUCAGAGAUGAACCAGAUGUCAUCAGCAAACUUCAGGACCUGCACAGACUUUGUGACUGGAGGUGCAGCUGCUUGUGUGCGUGUGCACAUCGUAGUGGUACUUGCGUGGAGGGGUGUCACUGUGGUUGUAUACUCAGAAGCUAACAAGCACCCACCUGUUCACCUGGGCUCGAUUUUAAUCGUGGGGUAUUGAGCGUCAGUAAUUCUGUUGACUGUGUUAAUGUGUUUUUUUUUUUUGUUUUUCUGAGUUUUUCUUUCUUUGCUCUGACACAUGAAAACAACUGGAACCAAAGUGGUUUGUUCAGUGUUGUAAUAGAGAAUAAAAAGAGUUAAACAGA